This is a messenger RNA of Cotesia congregata, 573 nucleotides long. The record is from the annotation of a GenBank genome assembly. Lineage: Eukaryota; Metazoa; Arthropoda; Insecta; Hymenoptera; Braconidae.
GAAGAUAUCGAUGGUGCGGCGUUUCUUCAGCUAACAAAUCAAGAUUUGUCUCAAUUAAAGAUAAAAAUGGGACCAAAAAAAAAGUUAUUAGCUUUAAUUGAUUCAUUGAAUCAAGAAAAAAUAACAGGAUCUUACAUUAUUAUUGACUCAAGUGGAGUACUGGAAAAACAGACACAAAAUGAGACUGUUUGUUCAACUCUUCCGAUAAAUGUAAGUUUGUCAAGAGCAUCAACUUCCGGCGUAACAUCAUCACUAUCCAGUCCUAAACCUACUCCAGCUUCAUGUACACUUUCAACAAGUGUCGUAUCGUCAAAUACUUUUUCAAGAUAUGGUACCGUUGAAAAUACAUUAAAAGAGCAUCAACAAGGAAAAGAAAUUCUAUCAGCCAUUCGUGGAAUAACAUGCAGUGAAGGAGAUCGAAAAUGUUUUGUUCGAAUCCUAGUCGGUGAACUAGUCAAGACUCACAACGAUAGUUGCUACCCUCCAAAAGAAGCAAAAAUCGCUUUGGCCAAAGCGAUAUCAUUAAAGAAUUCCCAAAACUUAAAGAUAAGAAGCAACCUAAUGGCUACGUAA